Molecule: messenger RNA, 1855 nt
Organism: Schizophyllum commune H4-8
Lineage: Eukaryota; Fungi; Basidiomycota; Agaricomycetes; Agaricales; Schizophyllaceae
Product: translation initiation factor eIF4e
Exons: 2
Coding region: 252-1592 (446 amino acids)
Biological process (GO): translational initiation
Cellular component (GO): eukaryotic translation initiation factor 4F complex
Molecular function (GO): RNA 7-methylguanosine cap binding; translation initiation factor activity
Source: RefSeq, a predicted model, not a curated record
CUCUAUCGCUUUGGUGCACACUUCUGUUGCUGCUGUAGAAAAUGACUUGCCAUGCUUAAGACGGCUCCUGCUGUUGGCUCAGACAGCCAUUGAGUCUCUCAUCUCGCCGUACCGUGAAGAAGUCCGCUGAAGCCCACACCCUGUCAAGGCCAGAUUCGAACUUUCGACUGCCCCGAACUGCCGAAACGCUUUCCUUCCGAGAUUGGAUCUCGUCCUUACCUGCUCCUUGACGCCAACGCCGAGCAGCCGCCAUGUCCUCGUCCUCGACCAGCGACGCGCCGCCUACCAAACCCCCUGCGCCGCCGCGCAUGCCCUCGCUGAACCAGCUGGCGGCGCGCAUCAAGGUCGAUCCCAACGUCGCCGCGCAGCAGUCGACCGCGUCCCCCUCCACCGGGCGCCCGCGCCUCGCCGCAUUUGCGCUGCGUACCGGCUCGAACGCAUCCCUCUCCACGACCGCAUCCACGCAGGACUCGGUGGCCGUGAACGCCUCGACGACGCGCGCGGCCUCGCCGAUCGCAUCUCCGCCGACCGUCGAGACGCCGACGGGCGAGACGGCCAGCACCGAGGGCGAGCCGCUCACGAAGGAGGGGCUGGACAAGCUGAACGAGCUGCAGCCGCCCGACAAGGGCCUGCUCAAGCCCGUGGGGUACAAGAACAUUCCCAGCCUCGAUGCGAUCACGGCGCGGCUGGCAAAGACGCGCGCGCUGAGCGUGGACGGGACGCCCAAGCCCCCCGAGCCCGAGAUGAUGGAGGAUCCGAAGACGCCGGGCAUCCAGGUGAAGAAGCCCGAGCACCCCCUGCAGUACACCUGGACAAUAUACCACGACACAAAGUCCUCCAAGUUCCCGCCCACCCCCGCGCCGCCCGCCAGCGCCGCGUCCGACACCACCUCCUUCCACCAGACCGAGUCGACGGACUACGAGGCCGGGCUCACCGUCGUCGGCAGCUUCGCGACCGUCGAGGAGUUCUGCCGGUACUUCAACUGGCUCAAGCCGCCCUCGCACCUCGAGCGCAACUCGAACUACCACCUCUUCAAGUCCGGCAUCAAGCCGAUGUGGGAGGACCCCGCGAACGCGAACGGCGGCAAGUGGGUGCUCACGAUGAAGAACAACCCGCAGCUGCUCGACCGCUGCUGGAACUGGCUCGUCAUGGCCCUCGUCGGCGAGGAGCUCGAGGAGGGGCACGACGAGAUCUGCGGCGCGGUCGUCAGCCUGCGCGCGAAGGUCGACCGCAUCCAGGUCUGGACGCGCGGGAAGGAGGACGUCGAGCGGCUGAACGGCAUCGGGAAGAAGCUCGUCAAGCUGCUCGACAUCUCCGAGGCGGACGGCAUCGGGCUCGAGUUCCAGUUCAACACGGAGGACAGGCCGCAGCCGAACAAGUUCCUGUCGAUCCAGGCGAUGCCGCAGUCCGGCUUCCGCAACUCGUUCCAUGGGCCCCCGGGCAGCGGCGCCCCCUUCCACCACCCUCCGCGGCAGGAUACAGCCUCGCCAGUCGGUGGGCCGCAAUCCGCCGUCAACCCCAACGCGAGCGCGUUCGGCGGAUUCGGCGUGGGCAUGGGCGGGCCCGGCUGGCGCGUACCGAAGCGCGGGUAGUUUGCUGCCGCUCGAUGGUUGUCGCUGCACGAGGAUAUUGGGGCGCCGGUUGGCAUAAUGAGGAGGCUGAGGGCAUGUUUUGCAUACUACUUUCACCGCAGAUUAGCUGCCAUUGGCUGAAGUGCACAUAUGUAGGGUUUUUUUACCGCGUAUUGACCAUCUGACGAAACAAGUGUACUUGUAUGCUUACCGCACAUGAAUUUUAUACUGUACCCGUCCUGCGAAUUCCUUUGCCUCAUAUACAAGCAAAGUCAAACAAGGGA